UCUGAGCAACAACGAUCUUCCCUUGAAUGCUGUUCUCAUUUUGGCAAAGGAAGUCGUCGCGUGUCAAAACGCUACUGAACUGCAUGUCAGGAAGGACACAGUGAUGAUAUAUUUUUCUGGUCCAUCUGGGAAAGUUCCAAGAUCUUUGGAUUUGAGGUGGGAAGAGAAUAAGGAACAUGUAAUUCCAACUAGACGUGUGAAGUUAUGCUUGCAGGAUCACAACCUGUCUUCCCAACAUGCAAAGGAGAUCGUUGCCAUUCUCCAGAGCUGUCCCUGUCUCUCCGAAGUGGAUUUAUCAGGUAACAAGCUUGGAGAUGAAGGCUGCAGUUGUCUGCUGGAAAGCCUGCCUUGGAUAUCGAUUUCAAAGCAGCUGGAUCUCAGUCAAAACUGCCUCUCUGUUAAUGGCAUUUGCAGUCUGUUGAGGUCGGUAAAUACCUGCCAGAAUAUGAUGGAGGUACAAGUCAGCCUUUGUCAUGAGACUGCAGUCCUGAGGUUUACAGAAGACAGAGAGUUUGCUUCCCUUCCUCCUAGGGAAGAGCCUGUGUUCUCUACUGAUAAGAAGGAUGGAGAGGAAAACCAGACACCUACUGCUUCAAAAAAAAUAAGACUGACAGACAGUCAUUUUCAAGCCAGUGACCUGGAGAAGCUGUAUGCAGUCCUGAAGGAAUGUAGCAUCAUCUCUGAGCUGGACCUAUCAAAUAAUUAUCUGGGAGACGAGGGACUUUUGCAGCUGUUUCAGUUCCUCCCGAAUUUGAAAAUGUUAAGUUCUCUCAAGCUUAAUGACAACCAGAUCUCCCUGAACUCUGUGUUUUUCUUAGCUCAGUCCUUAUCUACAUUGGAACACAUUAAAACAAUGAACCUCAGCUUAGGACACAGGCAGGUGGUUCAUCUAACCUUUUGGGAAAGAAUCAGGGUCAGAAGUGCCAGCAGAUGGAGAAGUAGUUUCCUGGAGCAUCCCAAGCAUGUAGCAAAAGGGCGGUGCUUUCGUCUCAGGGACUGCAGAGUGGGUCCAGAGGACGUGACCAGGCUGUGCCAGAUACUGGUUCAAUGUCCCCAGCUGACAGAAAUUGAUCUGUCUGGAAAUUCGUUGAGUGACCAGAGCAUUGAGAGAUUACUGAGCUCCCUGCCAUACCUCUGUCAUCUGACACUACUGAGUAUUAAGAACAACACAUUUUCCCCACGUUGCACUGUCUUAGUCAUCAACUCCAUCAAUCUCUGUGAAUGGAUCAGAAUGGUAGAAGUCCGGUCAAGUGAAAAUGCUUUUUUGCAUUUAGGAGCAAGGAUGCGAAGCCAAAAGACAUCCUGCAGGCUGACGGACUGUGCCAUCGGUCAAGGGCAGAUAGAUGAGCUCUGCAGAGUCCUGGAGCAGCGUGGGUGGCUGGCAGAAGUAGAUCUCUCCCGGAAUCAGCUGGGAGAUGAAGGCCUGAGGUGCCUCUUGGACCACCUGCAUCGAGUGCCCGUCACCUGUUCCCUCAAUCUCAGCCAUAAUAGGAUUUCUCAGGAUGGAGUUCUGCAUCUCAUAAAUGCCUUUGCCAUGUCUGGAAAUACCACUGAAGUUCAAGUCAGUUUGUGCUCCAAAGCAACUUUAAUCAUCAAGUUGACAAGCAGAAAUGACCCGAGAAAGAUUUUGAGACUCGCAGAGUGCAAGUUUCAGCCAGAGCACUUGGAAAAGUUGUGCUUGCUCCUGGAAAAGUGCACUGGUCUGACAGAGUACAUAUCCUCAAAUAACAACGUGACAGUCCAAGCUGCAGAAAGACUUUUGCAUUCGCUGAGGAAAAAUCUGGGUCCUCUGAAAAUCAGCAUAGAAGAGCCAUGGGUAUGUAAAGAAAGUAUCACAAACCUUCUUGAGCUGGCUGUCCAGACCUGUGGAAACAUUACUGAGAUCACGAUAUGUAAGGAUAAAACCCUCUUCCAAUUAGGUGUAAGGUUCCCACACUGCCUGGAGAAGGUGGAAUCAGUUGUUAGCAGAUUGAAUCUGUACAAGCCAGAAAUCAAGAGUGCUUGUUUCUACCAAAGGGUUUAUGAAAAAUGUGCUCAGCUUCAGGAAUUGAGGUGGUCUCAUGUUGAGCUCCACAAUGAUGAAGCAGAAAUGCUAGUCAGGAUUUUGCUACCUCUUCCAGAGCUGAAGAAGUUUGGGCUGACCUCUAGCAGUAUUAUGCCAACUGGAAUUGAUUACUUGAUCACGGGCUUGCAGAAUUGCCAGGCCAUUGAAGAGCUCAACCUGGGCCACAUGAAACUCGGCAGUGCUGCCAUUCCUAAGCUUGUGCUGGGACUUCGUGAAAUGCCAUCUCUGAAAAGGCUUAUCUUGAACCAUAACAGUAUUGGUAAUGAUGGCUGCUCCAGACUCGCAGAAGCCUUGAGGAAUAUGCACUACAUGGAGGAAAUCAAUUUAAGCCACAACAAGAUCGGAGAUCCAGGCCUGAUAAAUCUAGCUGCUGUCCUGCUGGAAAUGCAAAACCUGAAGAGAAUCGACCUUUCAGGGAACAGUCCCAGUCCUGCUGGAGGGGAAAAGCUGAUGGAAGCUCUUGCCUAUUGCAAGCGCAUCGAGGAGCUACUACUAUCAAGGAAUGUUUUUGGAGACAGGACAGCAGUGAAACUUGCCCUCUGUCUGCCUCAUAUGACCAACCUGAAGAUCCUGCACUUGCAGAACAAUAACAUUGGGCCAGCAGGAGGGAUGGAGCUGGCCAGAGCCCUGGUGGCCUGUGGGCUGCUAGAAGAGAUAAGUUUAUCAGAAAAUGACCUUGGGGAAGGAAGUAUCCAUGCCCUGUCGGAGGGGCUGCCGUGCUUUGAACACCUCCGGAAGAUCGACUUGAAACUCUGUGGAAUCACUGAUGAUGCUUCAAAAUCACUUUCUCACAGCUUCCGACAAUGCCUUUCCAUGGAGGAGAUAAUACUGUCUUGGAACACCCUUGGUGACGGAGGAGCCCAAGAGUUGGCCAGUGCUCUCCCAGGGAUGGAAAAGCUGAAGAUGUUAGAUCUGGAGAAAAAUCGCAUUGGCGCCUGUGGGGCCACAAAGCUAGCAGAGGAACUUGCCAGGUGCCCAGAAAUUCAAUUCAUAAGGCUGUGGGACAAUCCAGUGCGCAAGGGCCUCGCUGAGAAUUUGACAAGGCAAGAUCCAAGACUAUGUUUCUCCUUCUACUAG
This is a messenger RNA of Fulmarus glacialis (Northern fulmar), 3142 nucleotides long. RefSeq names its product protein NLRC5-like. Gene Ontology annotation, cellular component: cytosol; nucleus; perinuclear region of cytoplasm. NCBI's taxonomy places the organism in Eukaryota, Metazoa, Chordata, Aves, Procellariiformes, Procellariidae. The transcript is spliced from 39 exons. Gene Ontology annotation, molecular function: small GTPase binding; GTPase activator activity. The annotation marks the transcript as partial. The record is from RefSeq and is a predicted model, not a curated record. Gene Ontology annotation, biological process: nucleocytoplasmic transport; activation of GTPase activity.